Messenger RNA from Aedes albopictus (Asian tiger mosquito), 978 nucleotides. RefSeq names its product protein singles bar (gene sing). Bases 247 to 837 code for a protein of 196 amino acids. The record is from RefSeq and is a predicted model, not a curated record. Gene Ontology annotation, cellular component: membrane. NCBI's taxonomy places the organism in Eukaryota, Metazoa, Arthropoda, Insecta, Diptera, Culicidae. The transcript has 3 exons.
UCUAGCCGUUGCACGACCGGCGAUCACGACGCCAGUUUGAACGGAGCACUUGAACGGUGAUGACAUCGCCGCGCCUUCGGUCGCGAGUCCCGUUGUCGCGUGAAAAGUGAAUUUAUCUUGUGCGUUCUCGCGUCUCUAAUCUAUUUUUACCGGUAUAAAACACGCUGCGCGCCGCUGCGUUGGUUCGCGACGAAAACAUUGUCAGCGCGAUCGAGUGCUAGUCAGCUCACUAAAAUUAAAGGAAACAUGCCCCCAACCGUGAUUCGGAUGCCGAAUGGUUCCUCUGGAGUGGGCCGUGGUGGCGGCGGUCACUUCAAUGAGCCGCGCAAUCGAGGCAUUCGGAUAGGCUGCUGUCGGGUGUGCACCUGUAUUAAUUUGGAGUUUUUCAUGUCCAAGAAUGGGAUACUGAAGAUUUUCGAAGUCAUCCUGGGGUCGUUCUGUCAGACGUUGUUGAUCCAGUUCGGGAUGGACAGUGCCAAGGAUUUAGGGGAGGCGUUCCAUGGGUUUUUGACGACCGUGUCGGCGUGUCUGACAACGACCACGAUCCUGCUGUUGUGCUACGCUAUUUCGGCGCGGACGUUUCAUCUGGUGCGGCAGUCGAUUUUCGAAGUUAUGUACAACGGAAUUUCGUGCUUUCUCUACCUGAGCACCUCGUCGUACUUGGGCUUUGCCGUCAACGUUUGGCUGUAUCCCAAGUUUCUGGUGUUCAAAAACACCGGCGGAGUACACAGUGCCUAUCCGGCCAUGACGGCUGUCUAUUACAUGGGUACAAUCGUUGGAAUCGUGUACGGUUUGGAUGCGUUUGUUGCGUUCCGCCAUUUGAAGGGCUUCUCUUAGAGAAUUUCUUGCUUUUGCGUAAAAUGUACUCAAACUGCUGUAUUUAUCAUUCUAUUAUUAAGUUGCAACAGUGCAAUAUCUUUUAAUUUUUAAAUUAAAGACUUUUUAUAACACGGAGAGUUUUUGUGACGGAACAUACCA